Ooceraea biroi (clonal raider ant) is the source of this 2503-nucleotide messenger RNA. RefSeq names its product protein brambleberry. The record is from RefSeq and is a predicted model, not a curated record. Lineage: Eukaryota; Metazoa; Arthropoda; Insecta; Hymenoptera; Formicidae.
AAGCGCGUGUCCAUUUAAACGGCGCGACCGUUGCUACGCAGAGCGCACGGCAAUGGCGCAUUUGUAAAUAUUAUCGCAUUUAAAUUCGGAAGACGGUUGUGUUGUUUGCGCGCGUUGUUUACGUGACUUGCUGUCGUCGGACGUGUAACGUGCGGGACAGUAAAUAGGAAUCGUCCUAUUUACUCGCGCGACGCUUGUGGAGAUGGUACAGCGAGUGUAAUGUUCAUCUGUCGUAAUUAUUACGUCAACAGUAACCGUGAAACGGAUAACUCAUCAGUUCAGCGACACACCGUCUAUUUUUAACGGAGGACUGCAUCGAUAGCUCCAGGACUAGAAAUAAUUUCGAGAUCGCUGUCUCUCGUUCAAGUAGGAAAUUGAAUAUAAUGCAACUCAAAAUGCUCCUCUUGUCAAUAUUCGUGACUUUGGUUACUUGUGGACUUGGCGGUGCGUCUGUGUUGGAUUGGAUAUGGACAACGAAAGCGGAUGACACGACUGUCCUAGUUGCUGACGGCGUGCCUCUGGUCUCGAUUCCUUAUGAAUCCAUGACGGAGGAUGAGAAGUUUCUCCGGGAGGCCGCCAAGCUCACGGAUAUCCAGGUGUCCUCUCCGUUGGAGACCUGUCAGCAUAAGGUCAUCAUGAAGAUUAGAACCUCCUGCUCUGACAUGACAGAGGAACAGUUGGCCAAGCUGAGUGUUAAUCUGCUCAACUGUCAAUCAGCAGUUGAAGGCAGAAAGACAUUCCCUUGUACUGAAGAAAUGUCUCUUAAACAGUGCACAACAGACAUGGAUGCUGACAUGUGGAAUGCGUAUCACUUAAUGAGUAAUAGAGCUAGGGCGGUUUGUUAUGCAGCUCGGAGUACACAGUUUCGUGCUCUCACAGAAUUAACUGUCAACAAACUGAUGCAGUCUGCACAUUCUCAAAUUGAUGCACUGCAGUCCUUGAGAAAAAAUCAAGAUCGCCUGGAGGAACAAACAACGGAGGCUUUGUCAUCGUUGUCCGAAGGGAAUAAGGCACUCUUGGAGCAGCAGCGAUACCUGAAGGCUGCUCAGACGACAGCCCACAAUCUUGUAACGACAAAUCUAAGGGAAUUGACUAACGAGAAGGCAUUGAUACGAUCUGGACACGCACAGCUUGCGGUUAUGGCAGCAGACAUAAGGGACAAAUUAGAUAAAGCACAUAAGGACCUGGAGCUGCAGGCUGUAGAGCGUGAAGAGAAUCAUCAGGAAAUAUUGCAAGACUUGAUCAACAUACAGGAACAAGCGCAGUCGAUCUGGGAGAAGGUAGAAUCCAGUUCCAGCCAUAUAUUGGAGCAGCACAAGGAAACCAUCGAGCAGUACGAACAGACUCUGCAGAAGCUCGCGCAAAUUAACGAUACGAUUCAGUACAUCUGGAAUCUUACUAAUGCCAUGCGCGCUGAAGUAGACGAGAAGUUAGGCUGGAUUACCAACUACAUCGGCGAUACCGGUGAACAAAUGCAGAGGAUGUAUCGCACGUUUUUACAUGUCGCGUACUUGUUAGUGGCGAUGAUAGUCGCCGCGUUUUUACAAGCGCCGUUUUUAACAAGAGCCACCAUCAUGAGCAUCCUACCAGUAAAUCUCAUAACUUACUGGAAACGUGGCCCGGAGGUGUCACUAGACUUUAUAUCUAUGACAGUGUUAAUAUUCUUGAUCACAGCAAUGCAUUUUGUGAUGCUGGGCAUACAACGUGCUUUCGGAGCUAUCGGCCCAACGGCGAGGGUAGAAGAGCCAGUUAAAUUGAUCAAUCGGAACGAACAUGUGAACGGAGAUGUGCACGAAUACGCGUCAUCGUCGUAUUCUAAUUUCAUAUCGAACAUGCGAUUGCACACGAGACUAAUGGAGCAAACACAGAGGCUGUACGAUUUCGUCGUUUCGCAACUAAAUCGCUGCAGAGAGAUCGUCAGUGCCUUGAUACAGUCUACCGUUUUGCGGCCUCGACGCAGCCUAAACUCGCGCGAGGAGCUGUCCUGCUCAUACCAGCCAUCGAUGAAGAAACGCGAGGACGUUGUUUAUGUCAGCCAACAGACCCCGUGCAUGACAUCGGACGAUGACAUCGGGAUGCAAUCCACGAUGGACUGCGACUGUUCUAGCAUCUCCAGCACGAGGAACUAUAAUGACGAUCACAAUGGAGACGGUAUCAGUGACAUGGUGGACGCUCAUGAAUUAAAGCGUCGUCUGGGAAGGAUAAACUCGAGAAGCUCCACGCCGUCGUACGUGUCACCGAAAAUUCACUGCUUGGGAGUAACGAGGACCGGCAAGAGAUGUCGGUUGUUUGCCUCACCCGGCCAAUACUACUGCUAUCGUCAUACCACCGGCACGUCUAUCGCGGGCGACUAUCUCAAUUGAGCUGUGCAAGUGUUGGCAAGUAUUUAGUUAUGUAAUUUUAUUGUAUUAUAUAAGAAUACGCAUUCAAGAGUACAAAUCUAUGAUGUAAAUAAUCUUGUAAUACUUGUACGAAAAUAUGUAAAUUAUUAUGAGAAUACGAA